AUGCAGGUCGCGAACUCCAAUGGAGCGCCCGAGAGUGGUUACUCGCGCCCGAUCCGGGACCACGCGUUCCUGACGCGGCCCAACCACGAGCAGAUCGAGGACAGCCGCGACGCGUACGGGAAGCGCAUCAAGGCGGCAUGGCGCAUGAAGGCGGUGCGCAGGACGGUCGAGUGCUGCAAGUUCUGCUGCGACGAGAACGCCGGCAUUAAGCCCUACUUCCUGAACGCCCCGACGGCGGAGGAGCUCCCGGUGCCGCCGCUGAUGAAGGGCGAAACCGUCACGGACAGGUUCCACGGCGCGUUCUUCCAGCCCGUGCUCGGCGCGUGCUGCUGCGGCCUCCUCCGGAACCCCUGCUGCCCGCUGGACUUCUCUCUCAACGAGACCGUCGACAUUCUGGUCACCGACAAGCGCCUCGUCGUCGGGCAGGACGUCCAGGACGACAGGCACCUGCGCGCCUGCUGCUACACCUGCGACCAGGGGACGUCCAACGGCAGCAGCACCAUGCGCUCCUUCCUCUGGAGCGACAUCAUGGAGGUCCGGCGCGUGACCGAGCGCAACUACGUGUCGCGGGGCUGCUUCUACGGGUGCACGCGCUGCGUGUCCAAGGACGGCAAGUGCUUCAUCGAGCUGCGGCUGCGCAACACCAACACCUUCCGCACCAACGGGGCCGGCAUGGCGGCGGGCGCGGCCACGGGCGUCACGGGCUUCCUCAAGGCGUGGUUCGGGUUCCCUGAGUCAGGCGGGUCGGACGAGAUCUUCCGCGUGCGCGUGCACCCGCAGGACGCGCCGCGCAUCCUCACGUCCAUCUUCAACGGCAUCGCCGAGGCCAACAAGGACUGA
Molecule: messenger RNA, 840 nt
Organism: Pedinophyceae sp. YPF-701
Lineage: Eukaryota; Viridiplantae; Chlorophyta; Pedinophyceae
Source: the annotation of a GenBank genome assembly